AUGGAUUUAUUUUUCAAUUAUGACGAUUCUUAACAGGAAUUCGGAUGUUUAUAUUCUAAGUUGAAUGAUAAGAUAUUUAAUAAUUAUUUUUUAUAAAUGGAGAACACAUUCUCAGAUGAACAAGAUCUCAAUACUUGGAACGAGGAUUCGAAUCAGAUAAUGUUGCUAUCUCCUAUUUUGCUGGGGCGCCCUUCUCCUAGAAUGAAAUACAUCCAAGAGGAUUUUUCAGUACAAUCAUUACCGUUUUAAUCUGACACAAUAGAUGAAGAAUAAGAACUCAAUAAUCCAUUAGACUCUGUCGAAAAAAUCCUCAAGAUCACCAAAAAAAUAGACAAAAAAACUAAAAAGUAUAGAAAAUAACCAAAAACCACUUCCAAUCCAAUCUUAAAUGCUGCAAGGGACUUCUUUUCUUAAGUCAAACAAAGCAAUCCAGCUCAAUAAAUCCAACAAUUUCAAUAGAUAAAAUAAAUGAUAGACAGUAUGGAGGAUUUUCUCGGACAGGUGAAACAAUAACUCAUAACCUAAGUCCACUAAAAAGGCUCCAGAGUUUGAACUUUAUUUAGUUAUUUAUCUAAAUAUUAUAAUAUAUCCUAGAAGUUAGAA
Messenger RNA from Paramecium tetraurelia, 603 nucleotides. RefSeq lists its product as uncharacterized. The transcript has a single exon. Lineage: Eukaryota; Ciliophora; Oligohymenophorea; Peniculida; Parameciidae. The record is from RefSeq and is a predicted model, not a curated record.